AUGAAGAGCUUCUUUACCGUUGCCGCCAGUCUUCUGGCCCUGGCAUCUACGACUCUCGCCGUAGCGCCUCGUCAAGAUGGCUUCAUCAGCAAAUAUGCGCUUCCCGCCAACCACUCCACGGAACUGAAAGAGUACAUCAUCACCUUCCAGCGCAACGAAACUAUUCCCCCAAAGGUCGACACCUACCUGGACAUGCUCGAACUCAAGCGCAAUGCUCCUGACGGUGGUGACAUUAUUCUUUACGAGUCAAAUAACACAAGCCCCGAUGCGACCAAGGUCAUCAUUUUACGCAUGUGCGACGAACACGCCGACAUCAUGCGCGAGUUCUCCGAAAUCAACGUCGUAGAGCCAAAGGCUGAGAUCCAGUCGUACGAAACCCGCAACGGGGCACCAUGGGGUCUGCAGCGCAUUUCCAGCGAAGCUGGCGCGUCUGGUUCUCCCCAAGGCCAAGACUUUACCUACACGUUCGACGAUCCGUCCCUCGGCAAAGGCGUCGAUAUCUAUGUUGUCGACACUGGUGUCCGAGACACACAUGCCGUCUUCACUGGUCGUGCUUCCCAGGGUUUCUCCGCAACUGGAUCUCCCGUUGACGGAGAUGGCCACGGCACUCAUUGUGCUGGUACUGCUGGAGGCGCCAAGUUCGGUGUCGCACAGGGUGCCAACAUUAUUGCUGUCAAGGUUCUUAGCGAUGAUGGUUCUGGUUCGUCCUCUGACACUAUCAAGGGCAUGGACUGGGUCAUCUCUCGCCACGAGCAGCGUAAAACUGAGCCCGGCUUUGUUGGCUCCAUCAUGAGCAUGUCUUGGGGUCUCCAAGGAACUGCCAACUCAGUUGAUGAGGUCAUUGCUGGUGCCUCCGCGGCUGGUAUUCACGUCUCGGUCGCUGCUGGUAACGACGGUAUUGAUGCCUGUGGCUCUACCCCUGCUCACCUCGGUGGCGCCAACUCCAAUGUUGUCACUGUCGGCUCUGUCAACAUCCGCAACACCGUCUCAUCGUUCUCCAACACCGGCAAGUGCGUCGACAUCUACGGCCCUGGCGAGCAGAUUCUCAGCGCGUGGGCCACUGGUGACACAAUCAUCAACUUCUUGUCUGGAACCUCCAUGGCCUGCCCUCACACCACUGGUGUCAUGGCUUACCUCAUGGCGCAGGACGCUGCAGCCUUGGGCCAGAACCCGGCAGCUCUCAAGAAGAAGCUUCUCGAGACAGCCCGCCAGUCUAAGAUCACCGGUAACCUCGGUGGAAGCGCGAACUUGCUUCUCAGCAACGGCGUCAAUGGCACUCCGGCUACCAAACGUCUCAUGAAGAACUAUGUUGUUCCUGACCGAAGCGGUUCGCCCGCUGCCCGUGCUGCGGCUUCCAUGUCCGGUCGCGAUAUCGUCAUCGACGAGCGCUUCCAGCUUCACUCUCGCGACUCCAAGCUCCGCUUCUAG
Molecule: messenger RNA, 1428 nt
Organism: Parastagonospora nodorum SN15
Lineage: Eukaryota; Fungi; Ascomycota; Dothideomycetes; Pleosporales; Phaeosphaeriaceae
Exons: 1
Coding region: 1-1428 (475 amino acids)
Biological process (GO): proteolysis
Molecular function (GO): serine-type endopeptidase activity
Source: RefSeq, a predicted model, not a curated record